AUGGCUAGCACCAAACUUGUACUAGCACUUAGCCUCUUUGUUCUCUUGAGCGUUGGAUCAGCCAACGCCAUUAGGGUGGCUAGAUACUCCACUUCUCAAGGAAGAGGAGCCGGAGGGGGCAAUGGUGAUGGGUAUCAGAACGCUGGUGGCUCUGGAUCCGGAGUUGGCUCUGGAUCCGGUGAGAGUGACGGGGUUGGAGUCCAUGCGAGCGGUGGGGGUGGAGGCAGAGGCAGUUCUUGGUCGCAGCCUGGUGGUUAUGGGUCUGGUGCUGGGUAUGGCAGUGGAUCUGGCUCUAGUUCUAGCUCGCAAUCACGUUACGGUUACGGUGGGUCUACUAGUACCGGGGGCAGUGGUCGCGGCGGCGGUGGCGGACAAGGUUCGGCAGAUGUGGGCUCUCAUGGCUAUGGUGUCGGUGGUGGCGAAGGGUACGGCUCCAGCGUAGCAAAUUCUGGCAACGUGUUCUCGGCCACUCCAGCGCGUGCAGAAGCCGAUGCUAAAGGCAAUGGUAAUGGCAUGGGAGGUGGUAGCAAUGGUGGGAGCGGUGGCGGCAAUGGCAGCGGAUCUGGAUUUGGUGAAGGACAGCCUUAG
This is a messenger RNA of Miscanthus lutarioriparius, 588 nucleotides long. The record is from the annotation of a GenBank genome assembly. Lineage: Eukaryota; Viridiplantae; Streptophyta; Magnoliopsida; Poales; Poaceae.